GAGAGAAAUAGACUAGAGUAGAGGCGUUAGCAAUGGCUGCUCGCAGUGUGUAAAGUGCCAUCGCGCGUUGCAGAGAAGGAAACAGGCCGGGGUUUCAGCUCCGGGUUGUUUCGCAGUUUUUUUAGUUGUUCAGUGUAGGAAUCAGUCGAGCUGUAUAAUUAAAAAAUUAAUCUUUAAAGAGCAGAGUUUUGAUAAGCAGCAGUUUUAAUCAUUAAUCAUAGUAUCCCCAAGAUUAAAAUCAUCCCAAAGCAAGAAAGUGUGUGUUUGAGUGUGUGUCUGUGAGAGAGUGAGUGUGUAUACAAGUCAAUUCUGCCCACAUCUCUCGGUUUUUUUUCUCUCCUCCACACCGUCGUCGUCGUCGUUCGUUCGUUCUCUUUCACAAAAUAACAAAACAGAGUUCUCUCUCUCCUCCCUUUAUUCGACUUCCGUUUUCGCUUUUGCUGCUGUUUUGUUUUUCUAAUCGAAACUGUGGAAGACAUAGAGGCGACCCAUUCUUCAUUCAAUUUCCUUCUCUUGAUUUUUCUUCCUCCCGGCGUCUCUCUCCCCCCUCUAUCCAUCUCUCGACUGUAAUCCGAGACACACACACACACAAACUCGGGUCAGUUUUUAUUCCUUUUCGACUCUUCUCUCACUGGAACACGAGGAACGAAAUAGAAAUCGCGUGUUGGUCAUCUUUUCUUUUUUCGAAUAAAAAAAAAAGGAUCUUCUAAAACCCGAGUCAUCGACCUCGUGUAACUUUGGACCGGGCAGGUGCCGUGAACAGGAAUCGAAUUAACCAACGUGGCCAUACCUUUUGAUUUAUUUCUAACCACAUAUAAAAAGUAUCGACUAAAAUGGACAACAUGGACGCUCAUUCGCAAUCGCAGCACGGCGAUAACACCACCGAAGUACCCAACGAUCCUGGGAAAAUGUUUAUCGGCGGUCUCAGUUGGCAGACGAGUGCCGAAGGCUUGCGCGAAUAUUUCAGCAAAUUUGGCGAUGUGACGGAAGUGAUGGUCAUGAAAGAUCCCACCACUCGUCGAUCCAGGGGGUUCGGGUUCGUGACGUUCGCCGACGCCGCCUCUGUGGACAAAGUGCUCGCCUCAGCUCCGCACGAGCUCGACGGCAAGAAGAUCGACCCCAAAGUUGCAUUCCCCCGCCGAGCUCACCCCAAGAUGGUGACCCGGACGAAGAAGAUCUUUGUGGGCGGACUCUCUGCACCAUCGACGGUCGACGACGUUAAAAACUACUUUGAGCAAUUUGGACGGGUAGAGGACGCCAUGUUGAUGUUCGACAAGCAAACCAACCGACACCGGGGUUUCGCCUUUGUGACGUUCGAGAGCGAGGACGUCGUGGACAAGGUCUGCGAGAUUCACUUCCACGAGAUCAACAAUAAGAUGCAGGUGGAGUGCAAGAAGGCGCAACCGAAGGAGGUGAUGCUUCCAGUGAACGCGGCCCGCGGAAGAGCCGCCACCCUGCGAGCCGGCUACGAUUUGGUGUGGUCCUUGGGCGCUCUGCAAGAAGGACUUCCAGCUGCCUACGCGGCCGCCUACGCCGGACGUGGUUACCCGGGCUACGCUAGUUUUGGACUGCCUUAUCCAGCCGGUUAUCCAAGUUAUGGAUAUUUCCCGGCCGCCGCGGCCGGAGCGGCUGGUCCAGCUAAUGGGAUGGCCGGCGGUGGAGGCGGUCCUGGUGGUGGAGGUGGUGGGGGCGGCGGUGGCGGAGGCAACUCGCACGCUGCCGGCCUGAGCGAAGUGUCUCAGCAUCGGAACGGCGCGGCCAGUGCGGGCCAGCCGACGGGAGCAGGGGGAGCCACGUAUUACGAUUACUCUGGCGGUCACGGCCAUCACAAUGGCGUCGCUGCCGGCCCGGCCGCCUUCCAUCCACGCGGCCACCACCUCGACCACCAACACAAUGCUCAUCAGGCCGGUAACAUGGCCAAUUCGCCUUUGCUACGCGACGCCUACACGGCCCGCUCAGCGAUGAUCAGCAGUUAUCCGCAGAGUUACGUGCCGCAAUCGCAAGUAGGCGGCCGUUCGUUUCCGCCUUCGUUGGCCGCUGGACUCGGUCACGGACACGGCGGCCAUCACAACCCGAACGCGUCGCCCGGACCCGCCGGUGAUGUCGGCCUCUACGACGGAUCGCUGCCCGGCUACACGGCGGCCGCCGUAGCCGCAGCCGCCGCCGUCUCUGCCGCCGCUGGAUCGCAUCAGACGGCCUUGGCUCGGUUGUUGUCACAUUCGUUCUCGCAGGGUACGCUGAUUCCGACCCACUACACCAACGGCUACCACUAAACAUUGAAGAUGCAAAACAACUUUGGACAUUUAUCGUGUCCGGGAUGCGCCAUUUUCUUUUUUUCAAUUCUUUUUUUCGUCUGAAAAUGUUGCGGAUGACGGACAAAUGACAAGGAAAAAUGAAGAUGAUGGGAGGAGAGAAAACACGCGACAUCAAAAGAAAUGCGGACAAAAAAAGAAAUUCUAAUAAUAAUAAUAAAAAAAAAGGGUCGGACAUUUUUAUUUUAUUUUAUUUUAUUUUUUUCAGUUACCGUUCCCGGUCUAUUUUGAUUUGCCAAUGUUUCGGGAUGAUCGACUCUGACAUCAUUUCCCCCUUUUUUUUUAUUUUAUUUUCUUUUACUAUGUACAUCCUGUCCCGUGCAUUGGGCGGGAUAAAGUAAAAGGGAAUCCCCCAAUCGCCUCCCCCUCCCCCCUAACCUUGUUACAUCUUUUUUUUUUUUUGCAUAUUGACAAAAGACUUAUUGAUCCUCCAUUUAACAAUAGCUUUUCAAACCUCUCUCUCUCUCUCUUUGACGUAGUCGUAGCCAAAAAGGUAGUGGCGAAAUCGGGAACUAAACAACAUUUUUGGGUCCCGUCAUUUUUGAUUUGAUUUUGGAUUCAACAAUCUGGCCGAACCAGCUCUCGUAGUCGACGAUGGUAGAUUUAAAAAAAAGAAGAAAGAUUAAAAAAUGCUUAUUCUUAACGUAGUCUUUAUUUAGAUUUUUAAAAAUGAUUUCGAUUUGAUGUUAGAUUUCAUUCGAUCAAAUCAUUUUUUUAUUUUUUCUUGCCCGAACAUUGACCCCAUCCUCCGUACUCAUUUUUUUUUUUAAGGACAAAAACCAAAAGCCAAAAAAAAAAAACCAGAAAAUUUUUUUGAUUUUGGUUUUUAACUUUUUUUUUAAAUAACGCAGGCCAUAUACUCCCCCCAUGUAUUCGAAGAAGUUCGUGUGUUGUGCGUUUUUUUUUUACUUGUCAAUCUCUUUCACGUUUUGUUCGUUCGUCCCCCCAAAAAAUUCGGGAAUUUUAAUUUUUUUUUCCCGUUUGUUUCUGUUAUUCAAAUUUCCCCACCCCUAAUGAGAUGUAAACAAAAAUAUUUUUUUUUUCACUUGGCCUUGAUUCGAAACACUUUGAAACCGAACGAUAGAAUUUGUGGCGUGAGCAGCAGCCAAAAAAAAAAACUCGAAAUUGAAUGGCAGCUAAAUAAGUAAUUUAUUUUAGCUCCUUUUUUUUAAAAUUUUUUUUUAUUCUCUUGUUUUUUACUCCUUAAUUGGGUUAGGAAAACUGACGACAAAAUCGAUCCACCUGCUCUAGAAAAAAAAAAUCAAUUGAAACAAAGUUGACCAUUUUUUUUGUUGUAGUGCCAAUCUACUCCGCCCCCACCUCAGCCGCGUUGCUUUAAAAAACAAAUUCUCUUGGCGGCAACCGAUUGAACGGGAAAAGAACUCCACUACAAAAACAAAAACAAAAACAAAAGAAGAAUAUCGAAAAACGACGAAGAAAACGAAGCAAAGGAAAAGUUUUUUUCAGGUGUGUCACAAAGGUCACGUGACUUUUACUACCGACUGUGAUAGGCGGAACCAACGCCUUCUCUCUAGUAAAAACUAGCAGCUAGAGUUGAGUAACAGCAGUAAUAGUAGCUACGAGGUUUAUUUUCAAAAACAUUUUCUUUUUAUUUUCUCUUAUUUUUUUUUUUUUUUUAUUUUGAUUUUUUAAAAUCAUUUUCCGUUACGCGCGUUCAUUCAUCAUUCUGUCUAUUUUGCAUUUCCUCCUUGUGACUGACUCCGCCUCUUUUGCAGGGAGGCAAAUGAUGACAAUUGGAAUUGAAGAAACGCAUUUUUUUAAAAUUUUUUUUAAAUUGCAGAAAUUGCAAAAAUCUAAAGAAAAGAUAACCCGUAGAUGUAAAAGCAGAGAAAUGUUUUUCUUUUUGUUUUCAUUUUUUAAACUUCAACGGAUAAAUUGACACUUUUUUUUAAUUUUUUUUUUUUUUUUUUUGCCAAACCGGAAGACAUUUAAAAAAAAACAAAAACGAAUAGGAUGUUGUUGGUAGUCGUUUCUCGAUGUAGAGCAGAAAAAAAAAACUAAACAAAGUAGAUCAGAAAAACAGAGAAUUUUUAACGAAAAAACAAAAAACAAAAAACAUCAAACAAAUGUUUACGAAACCCAAUUUUUAUAUUUUCGUGUUUUUUGCCGUGUGGUUAUUUCUCCCGAAACAAAACAAAACAAAAAAAAAAUUUCACGCAUUUCAUUUGCAGCCUGAACACAAAAAAAAUCGAAAAAAAAAACAAAAAAACAUUAAAGAUUUCAAAUGACUUGCGCCAUACGACAAGAGGAAGUGAUUUUAAAAAAUGUUCAUCAUCUCUCAAAAAUUAUUUGAAAUUUUUUUUUGAAUUUUUUUGAAUUUUAUUAGGACGAGUUAAUUCAUUCGCAAGGGUUUUUUUUGCAGGGAAAUUGAAAAAUGGUUUCCAAUCUUUAAAAAAAAAAUCUUUUUUUUUUUUUAAAUUAACUAUGCAAAAGGAAACCACGUUAUAAAUUUACAAAAAAUCGAAUGUGUUUUUUUUUCUAAAAAAAAAGGUAGUAACUUAAAGGAAAAAUUUUUAAAUAGAUUUUAGUCGAAAAAAAGAAAGAAUAUAAGAUCCUCUUCGUGUGUGUGAAAUCAGAGAAACGUUUGAAGGCACCGAUUUCAAAAAAAAAAAAAUUUGUUUCCCCCCACCCCCUCCCAAAAAAAAAGGAAAAAGACUCGGAAUUUGAAAGUGAGCGUCUUACAAACAAAAAAAACACACCGCCUUUUUGAUUCGUCAAGAAAAGAAAAGAAAAAUUGACAACGUUGUUUGAUUUCAAAUUUUCUCGCGCCAAAAAAACAUUUUUAAAAAAUUUUUUUCUUUAUUAUUUUAAUUUUUUUCGCUCUUCGAUCUCGUCACCAGAAGACAUAUUUUGUGCGUUUAUGUAAUAUUCAAUUAAAAAAUUCUCUACAAACGAAAAGAAAAAUGACCUCUCCUUUUUUUUUUAAAUUUUCCUCUCUUCCCUCUUGAUCCUUCGUUAGGUGAACCUUUGCGUUUAGUGUGGCCGCAUCAAGUCAAAUGGAAAAAAAAAAAAAAUCCCGAUGAUGACGAAAAAUUAAAUUAGCAUAACAAACAAGAAAAGAUGAACGAUUUUUUUUUUAUUAUUGGAUCGUCGAAACAGAAAGACCUCCCCCAACCGUUUCUUAUUUUCUUUUUUUCUAAUGAAAUUUUGAUUUGCCAAAUUGUGUUUUUUUCUUUUCUACUAAUUUGUUGUGACUUUGAUUCAAUCAGUUGGGAGAGGUGUUUUUUUUCUGUGUCGUGUUCAAUAACAAAAGGACGGAUUUUUUAAUUAUUUUUUUUAUUAUUUUAAUGAAGAAGAAGAAAAAAAUUGUAGUUGGAAAUUUGCGGCCGGUAGCUAUUCCUCCUCCACAUGUUUGGUUUUUUUCUUUUUCUCUUCUUUAUUCAUGGCAAUAAUUCAUUCGAUUUGAUGACCAUUUUGAAAUCUUGUUUUUUGUUUUAUUUUUUUAAUCUUUCUCCCCAUUAUCAUCCCUCAAAGAAAAGGUUGAAAUUGUUGAUCAAUUAUGCGUUUGUUUGUUCCAUUUUUUUGGCCUCGUUUGUCCUUUCCUCGUUUGCCACCUCAGAAAUCAUUUUGUGCGUCAAAGCCACUGCCUUCCCAUCCCCAAUGUUUCGUAACGGAAACCGCCAUGGUGGGAAGGGGCGAGGCUCAUUUGCAUCAGUUCUUGCCCGAAAUAUAAACGACCACCACCGCCACUCGACUGACAUGUAACAACAAACAAACACACAAUCUCCUGAAAUCGAAUCGCGAAUUUUAAUUAACCCCUCCUCCUUUGUAAAACCUCAGGAUUGUUCAACUUCCCCCCUGAAAAAAAAAAAUCGAAAUUUUUAAUUUUAUUUUUAUUAUUUUUUUUUCGUUUGACAAAAUGUUUGUUGUGUGUGUGUGUGCGCCCCCGUGUGUGUUUGUUAUUCUUUUCGUUCGUGCGCGCGUGCGUGUGUUUCACAUUUGUUAAAACACGAACGAUCAUGUUUUCUUGGGUGUUUUUUUUUUUUUUUUUGUCUAUUCAUUAACCAAUUUCUCUUCCCUCUUUCACCCCUAAAUGAAUUUUUCAAGAUGCAAAUUUAAACAAAAACAAAUGAAUUAUUUUUUUCUUUUUAUUUUUAAUUUUUUUUUUCGGUUGCCAAAUGCGUUUGCAAAUUAACAAAAAAACAAUUACCUUAUUUUAUUUUUUUCCUUUUUAUCCUCAAACCAUUUUUUUUUUUCGAAUGUUAAACUCUACAUUUCGUUUGAUUUUUCUCUCUCUCUCUCUCUCUCUGUUUGGUGGUAAAACUUGUUUUCCUUUUUUUUUUGUGUCUCCUCCUCCUAUCCUCCAUGCCGUUUGUUGAAAAUGAAUGGGCAAUAAAAUUGACAGCAAUAA
Molecule: messenger RNA, 6684 nt
Organism: Daphnia magna
Lineage: Eukaryota; Metazoa; Arthropoda; Branchiopoda; Diplostraca; Daphniidae
Product: RNA-binding protein Musashi homolog 2
Exons: 14
Coding region: 834-2273 (479 amino acids)
Cellular component (GO): cytoplasm
Molecular function (GO): RNA binding
Source: RefSeq, a predicted model, not a curated record